This is a messenger RNA of Penicillium roqueforti, 714 nucleotides long. Its product is annotated as NADHX epimerase. The transcript is spliced from 5 exons. Bases 1 to 714 code for a protein of 237 amino acids. Gene Ontology annotation, cellular component: mitochondrion. Gene Ontology annotation, molecular function: NAD(P)HX epimerase activity. The record is from RefSeq and is a predicted model, not a curated record. Lineage: Eukaryota; Fungi; Ascomycota; Eurotiomycetes; Eurotiales; Aspergillaceae.
AUGUCGUUGAAGGCAAUCUCAGCCAAAGAUGCCGCAUCACUUGACAAAGACCUCAUGGAGGUCGGCGGCUGGUCUCUGGACCAGUUGAUGGAGCUAGCAGGCCUCUCUGUCGCGGAAGCCGUCUGGAGGGUCCACCCCCCAAGCGCAGGCAAGAAAGUUCUAGUCGUCUGCGGACCAGGCAACAAUGGCGGGGAUGGUCUCGUAGCAACUCGCCACCUAGCCCAAUUCGGCUACACCCCGUCUCUGUACUACCCAAAGCAGGGCAAAAAGGAGCUUUACGAACGCCUCAAAACCCAACUGCAUAACCUCUCAGUCCCCUUCGUUGACGACUUUGAACCAGCCCUGAAGACGGCAGACUUCCUGGUCGACGCCAUCUUCGGCUUCUCCUUCGGCGGACCAUUGCGUGAUCCAUUCGACAAAAUCGUCUCGCAAAUCGAGUCCGCCAAUGUCCCGGUGCUGAGUGUCGAUGCGCCCAGCUCAUGGGAUAUCCAGACCGGACCACCGAAGGAAGGACCCGGUGCGAAGUUCAUGCCGCAUGCGUUGAUCAGUUUGUCUGCACCUAAGCCGUGCGUGGCAUUUUAUCACGGCAGGCAUUUUAUCGGUGGUAGGUUUUUGACGAAGAACAUUACUGAUAAGUAUGGGCUUGAUUUGCCCAAGUAUCAGGGCGUUGAUCAGGUUUUGGAGAUUGGGGUUGAUGCGGAGGGCAGAUUGUAA